Molecule: messenger RNA, 2475 nt
Organism: Haemonchus placei
Lineage: Eukaryota; Metazoa; Nematoda; Chromadorea; Rhabditida; Trichostrongylidae
Source: the annotation of a GenBank genome assembly
AUGGCUAAUCCACAUCAUCCUCAUCAUGAGGUUGAUGCCUUCCAAGAUGAUAACAUUAUCCGCGAUGAGGAGGAUAUGGAAGGACAAUCUGGGGCCGACGGGCCCCCGGGUCCCCUACCCGACUUGCGGGCAAUGAGCCUCAAAAGGAACGUACGUCGACUGGACUCCAUCGUGCCGACAGCUGGACGAGAAGGUUCCGACAUUCAGUUCAACCUCUAUAAAGGCCGAGGAGUUGCAGUUUUCACAUCUGGUGGUGACUCACAAGGAAUGAAUAGUGCCGUGCGAUCAGUCGUUCGUAUGGGUAUUUACCUCGGUUGUAAGGUAUACUUUAUCAAUGAGGGAUAUCAAGGAAUGGUUGACGGUGGUGAUAACAUUGUCGAAGCCAGCUGGAACUCGGUGUCCGACAUCAUUCAAAAGGGAGGAACAAUCAUCGGUUCAGCUAGAUGUACUGAUUUCCGCCAACGAGAAGGACGAAUGAAGGCUGCGUACAACCUCAUUGAAAAAGGUAUCACCAAUUUGGUGGUCAUUGGUGGUGAUGGUUCACUCACUGGUGCAAAUCAAUUCCGAAAAGAUUGGCCAGGGCUUGUCAAGGAACUGGUGGAUACUAAGAAAAUCACCCCAGAAGCUGCCAAGAGUUAUCCCAAUAUACAGAUUGUUGGUCUCGUCGGAUCCAUUGACAAUGACUUCUGUGGUACUGACAUGACCAUCGGUACUGACAGCGCCCUGCAACGUAUAAUUGAGUCUAUCGAUGCUGUAGUUGCCACAGCUCAAAGCCAUCAACGUGCAUUCGUGGUUGAGGUCAUGGGUCGCCACUGCGGUUAUCUUGCCCUUGUGGCCGCUCUGGCAUGUGAAGCUGAUUUCUGCUUCAUCCCUGAAUGGCCCCCUCCAGUCAACUGGCGUGAAAUUCUCUGCAAAAAGUUGCAGGAGAUGAGAGCUGAAGGUCAACGACUGAACAUCAUUGUCGUUGCUGAGGGAGCGAUUGAUCGAGAUGGCACUCCAAUAUCGUCAGAUCUCGUUAAAGAUGUCGUCGCUAAGACACUCAAAUACGAUACAAGGGUGACCGUGCUUGGUCAUGUCCAACGUGGAGGCUCACCUUCAGCCUUUGAUCGUCUCCUCGGUUGCAGAAUGGGUGCGGAAGCAGUACUCGCUCUUAUGGAAAUGAACGAGGAAUCCGAACCGUGUGUCAUUUCUAUCGAUGGUAACCAAAUGGUACGCGUCCCACUGAUGCAAUGUGUGGAGCGAACCAAAGCGGUACAAAAGGCGAUGAGCGAGAAAGAUUGGGAACUCGCUGUGAAGUUGCGUGGGCGAAGCUUCCAACGAAAUCUGGAAACCUACAAGUUACUAACAAAACUGCGUACAGUGGAAAAAGACAAUCUUUCCGGUGGUCAGAACUUCAACGUUGCUGUCAUGAAUGUUGGCGCUCCUGCUGGAGGUAUGAAUGCAGCCGUUCGAUCUUUUGUACGUAUGGCCUUGUACCAUCACUGUACAGUUUACGGUAUCGAAGAUUCAUUCGAAGGUCUGGCAAAUGGAGCUUUUAAGAAAUUCCAAUGGGGAGAUGUGACCAACUGGGUGAUGCACGGUGGUUCAUUCCUUGGCACCCAAAAACAACUUCCCAAUGAAAAGAACGUCCCACUGAUUGCCGAACAACUCAGAAAGCAUAAUAUACAAGCGCUACUGCUCGUUGGAGGAUUUGAGGCCUACCAUUCCACUCUCAUUUUGUCGAAGAAUCGUGAAAAAUACCCUGAGUUCUGCAUUCCGCUAUGUACUUCGAUAUCCUUAGGUUCUGAUACAGCUAUUAAUGAGAUCUGCACAAUGAUCGACAAAAUUAAGCAGUCAGCUACGGGAACUAAACGAAGGGUGUUUAUCAUUGAGACGAUGGGAGGAUAUUGUGGCUAUCUCGCAACACUUUCUGCCCUCGCCUCUGGAGCUGAUAAUGCUUACAUUUUCGAGGAGAAGUUCACCGUGGAGGAUAUCAUUGAGGAUGUGGAAGUCAUCGCUGCCAAAAUGGCUCAAGGAGUUCAGCGAUACUUGAUUGUACGAAAUGAGUAUGCUAACAAGAACUUUACAACGGAAUUCGUAAAGCAGCUGUUCGCUGAAGAAGGCAAAGGCGAGUUCUCAACUCGUAUCAACAUUCUUGGUCAUGCACAACAAGGUGGUAGUCCGACACCAUUCGAUCGUAACAUGGGUACGAAGUUAGCUGCAAGAGCUUUGGAGUACAUUAUUACACAAAUUAAGGAAUCAAUGGUUAAUGGUGUCGUUUCUACAAAAUCUCCUGAAACAGCUACCCUUCUUGGCUUGACUGGAAGACGUGUGGUUUUCACACCGGUAGAGGAAUUGGCCGCUGAAACUGACUUCGAUAAACGUUUGCCUUGUGAUCAGUGGUGGCUGAAGCUGCGACCGUUACUUCGUAUUCUCGCUAAGCAUACUUCAAUCUACCAUACGGAAGCUAUGGAGGAUACAGAGGAUUACGAUUAG